Molecule: messenger RNA, 2278 nt
Organism: Sinocyclocheilus rhinocerous
Lineage: Eukaryota; Metazoa; Chordata; Actinopteri; Cypriniformes; Cyprinidae
Product: syntaxin-10-like
Exons: 8
Coding region: 64-807 (247 amino acids)
Biological process (GO): Golgi vesicle transport
Cellular component (GO): membrane
Source: RefSeq, a predicted model, not a curated record
GCGUGUUUUACACAAGCCAUCUUGCCGUUGACUUCACACAGCUCCUGAACCAAAGGGGCUAAUAUGUCGAUGGAGGAUCCUUUUUUCGUGGUUAAAGGGGAGGUGCAGAAGGCCCUGUCCAAAGCACAGGGGCUGUUCGAGCGCUGGGAGGAACUGCUGCAGGAAGAGGCCCCCGUCAGCCGCGAUGAGCUGGACUGGAGCACCAAUGAACUCCGAAACUGCCUGAGGGCCAUCGACUGGGACCUAGAGGACCUGCAUGAAACCAUCAGUAUUGUGGAGGCAAACCCUGGAAAGUUCCGUUUAGGAGAACCUGAACUCCAGGAAAGGCAGGAAUUUGUGGAACGAACUCGUAAAUCCGUGCAGCUGAUGAAGGAGCAGCUCUCUAGUCCCUCAGCUGUGGCUCAAGCAGAGAAGAAAAACAAACAGGCUCUGCUGGGGGCCACGGCAAAGGAUCGUUACGCCGGUCUGGAGCCUCACCUGGUGUCUGCAAACUCCAGAUACAUUCAGGAGCAACAGGAACAGCAGCAGCUGAUCAUGCAUGGCCAGGAUGAGCAGUUGGAACUGGUCACAGGCAGCAUCCGUGUGCUGAAGGACAUGUCCAGCAGGAUAGGAGACGAGCUGGAUGAACAGGCAGUUAUACUCAGUGAGUUUAAUGAGGAAAUGGACCAGACCAGUUCCAGAAUGGACUCAGUACUGAAGAAAAUGGAGAAGGUUUCACACAUGACCAGCAGUCGGAGACAGUGGUGCGCUAUUGGAGUUCUUGUAAUCAUACUGAUCGUGGUGCUCAUUCUGUUACUCGCUCUUUAAACCAGACUCUUCUUCAGUUUGGCCCUCCAUCAUGCCAAAAGCUUACAGAGGAAGUCAGAAUUUCACUGUGAUUCUUCCACUUCAGCUUCCGUCAUCUUUGUGAGAAAGAGUUCAGUUAUUUUUUUAUAGUCUUUUUGCCUUCAUCUAACCCAUAUGUCUCCUGAAUCUCAGCUCUCGCUCUCACUACUUUUGGAUUAAGGUCUAUUCCAGAAUUUGACUGGUGCUGAGAUGGAAGUUAACAGUUAUUGCAUUUCUUAUGUUUUAUUGUGGUACAAGUGUGGAAUGAGGAAUUUGAUAUUGCCUUAUUAUAUUUUUAUAUGUUUAAUUAUUAAACCGUACAGUAAUUGUGUACAUUAUAAAUGCCCCUGAAAGAGGUUGACCAAGCACAAUGAGUAAAGCAGGCUCAUAGCGCCCCCCAGAUCUCUAACUGGCAGUACCACCAUCAAACAACCUCUGAUGAUGUGUAAAGUAAAUCUAAAGUAAAUUAUGGCAAGAAAUUUAGGAUUAUUUAAAUUAUGUUUUUAAAGCAAAGUCACACCUUGAGGGUAACAUAGGCAUUGUACACCAUUUGCUCUUCCUUUAUGGAUAAAUCUAACAUUUUAUUGCAUCAUUUGGGUAAGCUUAUGGAUGAUUGCUUACAGAAAAAAUCAUCUGCACUUUUUAUGAAUCUUCAUGGAUGUGCUGUGCGUACAGUAAGCACUUGGGUUUCCUAUAUUUUAACAUGAUUUUAUGCAUUGCUUUUGAGAUUACUGUAUAUUGAACUGUAAAGUUCAGUAGAGACACAUCUGACAUAUAGACAGUUGAUGGUGUGGGUUAUGCCUUCACUGCAUGCCACAGUGAUAUUUCAUACUCAUUACUCCAAUACAUAUAUAAUACAUGUCAUUUUAAUAUUUUUAAAGGAAAUUGCUCUUUUUAAUUGCAGUCCAAAAUCAGCAAGAUGCAUGUUCUGAAAGUCAGCUAAUAACUGAGCUGAUUAGACCCCACAGUUAGGAUCGUUACUUGAUAUUUCUAUUCCUGAACUUGAGCUCAGAUCUAAUAUUGUGCUCAUCUGUGGGUGUGCUAAUGAACAUUUUGUACUCAAAUCCUCCGUGCCAAUGAGUUGCUUCCAGUGUGCCCUCUGAUCUGGGUGUAACACUACGUGCCUGAGGGUGAAUGUAUUAUGCUCAAUAUAAAUGUGUCCCUCUUUCAAGCUUCAGCUGAAUAUGACAUUUCAGUAUUGCUUUGUCUAUUUUAAUUUUGUAAUAUGAUAUAAAUAAACCCGUAAAUAGCUGAAAGUCAGAUUCAACGCCAAGCAUAAGAUUUUUGAAAAAUGCAAGCCUUAAAAAAUGCCAAUACUCACUGUUGCUCAAAAUGUGGAACAAAGUACUAAAACGUAAUACCUCUUAUAUGCCCAUUUAGGGAAAUUUGGUACGUAUUUGAUUUUCUUUUACUUGCAAAGUAAUGUCUUUCAGUGCUGCCUACAUAAAUGAUU